Molecule: messenger RNA, 1019 nt
Organism: Hevea brasiliensis (rubber tree)
Lineage: Eukaryota; Viridiplantae; Streptophyta; Magnoliopsida; Malpighiales; Euphorbiaceae
Product: non-specific lipid transfer protein GPI-anchored 20
Exons: 4
Coding region: 197-850 (217 amino acids)
Source: RefSeq, a predicted model, not a curated record
UAGUUGAGCUUCAAAACCAACAAAUCUACCCCUGUUUCCCUCACUUCCCUACUUAAAACUCACUAUCAAUUCUCUAAUCUCUCUCCCUUCCAAUCACACCAGUCUUCAAAAUCCAAUCAUCUGCAAGUUUUUUAAACUUCAACAAAUCUUAGCUUCCCGCAAGAACCCUCAUUCUAAACGUUCUUUUAAAACCCAUAUGGAACUUUUUGUGCCUUUUCCAAGAAUGGCUCCAGUAAUAGCAAUAGCUUUGGUAGUCUUGAUAAUCCCUGCUACUCAUGGCCAAAUCAAUACCCCAUGCACCCCUUCGUUGCUUUCUAGCUUCACCCCUUGUAUGAAUUUUCUUACAAAUAGCAGCGCCGAUGGCACUUCCCCAACUCAAGAUUGUUGCAGUUCACUUAAGAACCUCACAAGUAAUGGCAUGGACUGUUUGUGCCUCAUUGUUAUUGGAAGUGUUCCCUUCCAGAUUCCAAUCAGUAGAUCGUUAGCCAUCUCCCUUCCUAGUGUUUGUAACAUGCAGGGAAUCCCAGUUCAAUGCAAUGCCUCUGGUUCCCCGAUUCCUGCUCCAGGUCCUGCCUCACUUGCACCAAAUCUUUCACCUGUAGUUUCUCCAUCUGCUAGUCCUGAAGCUUCUGUUGUUCCUGAGCCAACUCCGUCCACUCUUCCACCAGAAUCCAGCACAACACCAAUCCUGACUCCACCAUCACCAACAGUGGAUACUGGAGCCGCAACAUCGACUACCGGACGUCGCCCAGUUCUAACUUCUCCAUCAUCGGCUGCUAUCUCCUCUUGCAGCCUUUCACCUUCUUUUCAUCUAUUUGCAAUAGGAUUUUUAGUUCUGAAGUACUACUAGAUUGCUAUAGAUCCUUUUCUGUCGUUGUUUAUGCAUUCAGAAAUACUCUUUUAGGUGUGUGACUAUUGAGUUUUGGGAUUUUUCCAUGACUGAGACCCUUAUUGGGCAAUCAUUUAUCAAAUAAAAAUGAUAUGUAUUAAUGAGUAGAUAUAUAUUUGUUUUUGUCUAA